Molecule: messenger RNA, 1879 nt
Organism: Brienomyrus brachyistius
Lineage: Eukaryota; Metazoa; Chordata; Actinopteri; Osteoglossiformes; Mormyridae
Gene: atg4b
Product: autophagy related 4B, cysteine peptidase
Exons: 13
Coding region: 584-1804 (406 amino acids)
Molecular function (GO): protein-phosphatidylethanolamide deconjugating activity
Source: RefSeq, a predicted model, not a curated record
GGCGUUACGAGAAAACAAUAAUGCAGAUUUUGUGUUGCCAACAUGUUAAUCAUAGUAGAACAACAAUAAAAACCUCACUCCCUGUAGCGAUGACUGGCGUUUAAAAAGAAGGGUAGCAAGUGGUUUAGCUUUUUUUGUUUUGAUCAUUUUUUAGUUCGACACGUUUCUUGUGCAUGUAGCUACAAAAAGAUGGCUCAUUUGGUUUUCAUGACCCAGUACGUAGCCAGUUGUUUUAUAUAUUUUGCCCAAAUCUUGAAAAUCGCCUCUCUGCUCUGUGGUUUGUGGGCACGUUGAGGCUCGUUAUGUGACAUCUGUCCUUGACGCGAAUAGGUGUGUCCUCACUGUCCCUGUCCCGAUUGAUCAUUUCUUUGGUCACUUGCUAUUGUGAUGAUGAUGAUGAUGAUGAUGUGCUGUCAUACUUCAGCCAAAGACAUAAAGACUUCUGUUGCACCACACGUUAAUAAUCUACACUGAUUUAAGAGUCGUUAGUUUGACUGCGACUUUACAUGAAUCGGUGGUUGGGUUUAGUGCUGUGAAAUGUGACAUCCGGACGAGACUCUGGGAAGUACCUAUAGCCCUAUAAAUGCUUAACGCUACCCUUACGUACGACACACUGCGCUUCGGUGAGUUUGAAGAAUUUCCGGAGACCGCGGAGCCCGUGUGGAUUUUAGGGAGACACUUCAGCGCACUAACAGAAAAGGACGAGAUCCUCUCUGAUGUUUCUUCGCGUCUGUGGUUCACGUACAGGAAAAACUUCCAACCAAUUGGAGGAACGGGCCCCACGUCAGAUACUGGCUGGGGUUGCAUGCUUCGGUGCGGGCAGAUGAUCUUAGCUGAGGCCCUGGUCUGCAGGCAUCUAGGCCGAGACUGGAGGUGGCAUCGGGGCCAGCGUCAGAGAGAGGAGUAUGUCAGCAUCCUCAGUGCUUUUAUCGACAAGAAAGACUGCUAUUACUCUAUACAUCAGAUUGCCCAGAUGGGCGUCGGAGAGGGGAAAUCUAUCGGCCAGUGGUAUGGACCCAACACAGUGGCGCAGGUUCUCAAGAAGCUGUCCAUUUUCGAUUCUUGGAGCCGAUUGGCUGUUCAUGUAGCCAUGGAUAACACUGUGGUCAUCGAGGAGAUAAACCGUGUCCCGCAUCGUCCUGUCUCAGAGAGGCUGUGUAUGCCUUGGUUGGACUAUGCGGGGGCCGCCUGCUCCGAGCCGGAACCUGACCCGCAGCGGGGGCUCAACGGCUGCCUGGAGGGGGCAUGCGCCAUGGCCGUGGAGGAGAUGGUGCUGUGGAAGCCACUGGUACUGCUGAUCCCGCUACGCCUGGGCCUCAGCGACAUCAACGAGGCCUACAUGGAGACGCUGAAGCAGUGCUUCAUGCUGCCUCAGGCUCUUGGCGUCAUAGGAGGGAAACCCAACAGCGCUCACUACUUCAUCGGCUUUGUGGGUGAGGAGCUCAUCUACCUGGACCCCCACACCACCCAGGUUGCUGUGGAGCCAUCCCAUGAUGGUCAGGUGCCGGACGACACCUAUCACUGUCAGCAUCCGCCGUGUAGGAUGAACAUCCGGGAGCUGGACCCCUCCAUCGCAGUGGGCUUCUUCUGUCAGACGGAGGAGGACUUUGAUGACUGGUGUAUGCGCAUCCGAAAGAUGUCCUGCAGCAGAGAGGCCCUCCCCAUGUUUGAGCUGGUCGACAGUCAGCCAUCACAUUAUGCCAGUGCUGACGUGCUCAACCUAACCCCAGAUUUCUCUGACUCAGACCGGCUGGAGCGGUUCUUUGACUCCGAGGAUGAGGAAUUCGAGAUCCUGUCUCUGUGAAGCAGCGUGUUUCCAUACUCGAGUACGGAGAGACCUUGUGGGUGGCGCAGUGGGGGAGGGAUUUGGGGGGGGGGG